AUGGUUACUAGAUAUCCUUCGGUAAGGUCAAAAUGGCGGAGAGCCCGCGAUUGUCGUCGCGCGCGCAACGGCGAUAUUGCGGGCAUCGUUUGCAUUAAUAGCGCGCGCAACCAAACGUGACGCAAGCCCGCGAAAUAAAUUGCCUAAUACCGUUUAGCUCCGCACCGUUUGCGAUUACAUCGACAAAAAUGCCGAUUGAAAAGCCGAAUGAUAUUGAAUAUUUCCCCUUAUGCCUUCUCCUUCUCCUCCCCCCCUCACUCUCUCUCUCUCUCUCCAUCCUCUUUCUUUAUCUCUCGCCCAGCAUUAUCCCCCUCCUCUUAUUUUGCAAUAUCGAACACUCUCCGGUUAUUGAGAUUGCUGGCAAUAUCAUUCGAGAUUACUUUUCCGGUGUCGAUCACGAGAGAGAAGAAGACGAUCUUUCAAAGUGAAGUGUUUUUGCGCGCGUUUCCUUUGUCAAGGAAACGAACAAAGAAGCUAUUUUUCGUACGCAGAUCGGCUGCACUCGGCUGAGAUCAUACCGGAUUUAGUAGUGUAUGCGUCAAAUCGUUCAUUCAACGCGUGAAUAUGUUCAUUCAGUGUAAAAUGGCACUGUUGACUCAGUGUUAGCAAAUAUAAUAAGACAAGGAAAAUUUCGAGACUCAUGUUCCUCGCGCGUUCUGCGUUGCGAGACAAAGUUACUCCAAAAAUACAAACAAUUUUGAAAGACUCGACUUCAACCGAGCUUCUAUUAAUUCACUUCGAGUAAAAACUCAAAAAACCUCGAGAAGCUGCAGCCUCGAUCGAGCUCGAUCACAGCUCGACAACGGUGGAGAUUGUGAAAUUCGACAAUGAAGUCAAUCGUAACGUAACGUUCAUUCACCGUUGGCUUUCUUGCGAAGGACAACGUCGCGAUACGCACGAUCGACCUUCGAGAGGACACGUCCUCCAUAGAAUUAUUUCACAGCGAUUAUUUUCCAUGCUUCGUCGUCUCUCGAUCGAAGGCUGCGGUUAUUUGGGUCGCGGACAGCGGCGAAUUAUCCGCUCAAUUCUUCCGCUCUUGAUUUUUCCACGAAUGCAAAAUGACGGACAACAAUAUUAGCGGCGAGAAUGAGAGGAGCGACGAGAAAACGGAUCCGGGUUCUAUCAGGCACGGGAACUUCAUAAAUUAUUACCAAUUCCAUCCUGCGGAAGAGCGCGUGCGGCAACUUCCGCGUGGCGUGUGGCAGCGGCUCGCUUAUCCGGCCCGGAAAUACGCGGGUCUAGACGUCGGCUGUAACAUCGGGGAUCUCACGUACGUCCUGCGCGAUUUUCUCGAGGAGGCCAUGUCUCGAGAUCAACCCGAAAUUUCAUUAAUCGGUAUGGAUCUGGAUCCGAUCCUGAUAGAGAGAGCGCGCGAGCGCAAUCCGCGCCCGGAUCGCCUGACCUUCGAGUGUCUGGACUUUUUGUCCGAAGAUUGCGACAAGACCCUGAAGACGUAUCUGGCGCGGCUUCAUAAGACGCGAUUCGACGUAGUGUUCUGUUUCUCGAUCACCAUGUGGAUUCAUUUGAAUCACGGUGAUGACGGUCUGGAAAAAUUUCUGCAGAAAGCGUGCGAUCUCGCGGAAAUGAUCGUGAUCGAACCGCAGCUGUGGAAAUGUUACAGAGCGGCGUCGAGACGACUGAGACGAACGAAAUCGGAGGACUUUCCGUUGCGAAAGAAAUUAAAAUACACUGGCGAUAUGAUCGGUCACAUAGAGAGCAUUUUGACGAGAAUGUGCGAUUUUCAAAAAGUCGCUGUUACCGCGGCCAACAAUUGGGGACGCACGCUUUUGAUUUACGAGAGGAAAAAAGCAUAAUUAAUAAAUAAUAUAAUUAACAAGAAAUCAAUAGACACAGUAUUAUUAGAAACGCGUUUGUAAUAGACAUUGCGGAU
Messenger RNA from Pseudomyrmex gracilis, 1891 nucleotides. Its product is annotated as probable RNA methyltransferase CG11342. Lineage: Eukaryota; Metazoa; Arthropoda; Insecta; Hymenoptera; Formicidae. Gene Ontology annotation, cellular component: cytoplasm. The record is from RefSeq and is a predicted model, not a curated record. The transcript is spliced from 5 exons. Gene Ontology annotation, molecular function: RNA methyltransferase activity; O-methyltransferase activity. Bases 1059 to 1814 code for a protein of 251 amino acids. Gene Ontology annotation, biological process: miRNA metabolic process; negative regulation of pre-miRNA processing.